This is a messenger RNA of Mesorhabditis spiculigera, 1593 nucleotides long. NCBI's taxonomy places the organism in Eukaryota, Metazoa, Nematoda, Chromadorea, Rhabditida, Rhabditidae. The record is from the annotation of a GenBank genome assembly.
AUGCCGCUCGAAGCCGAGCCGCAAAAAUCCAUCCCGAGCUACGUCAAAUUCGUCACCGGCGGGCUGGCAGGCAUGGGCGCAACGGCCGUAGUUCAGCCCCUCGAUCUCGUCAAGAAUCGCAUGCAGCUCUCCGGUCAGACUGGGAAAAAGGAAUUCCGCUCGUCUUUCCACGCGAUCAGCUCCAUCCUGAAGAACGAGGGCGUGCUGGCGUUGUACAACGGGUUGUCGGCUGGACUGUUGAGACAGAUCACCUACGGCGCCACCCGCCUCGGCGUGUACUCCUACCUUUUUGAGAAGGUUUCCGGACCCUCCGGCACAAACCUCAGCUUCCCCACGAAAGCCUCGAUCGCGAUGACGGCCGGGGCUAUUGGCGCCUUUGUCGGCACCCCCUCCGAGUUGGCCCUGAUACGGAUGACGAGCGAUGGCCGACUUCCGCCCGACCAGCGCCGCAACUAUCGAAAUGUGGUGGAUGCUCUCGUGCGUGUAGCCAAGGAUGAGGGGCCGACAGCGAUGUGGAGGGGCUGCGUCCCAACGAUGUUGCGCGCUACCGUGAUCGCCGUCUCGCAGCUGGCCACCUACUCGCAGGCCAAGCAGAUGCUGCUCGACUCGGGGACGCACAAGGACGGUCUCUUCUGCCAUUUUGUCGCCUCCAUGUGCUCCGGAUUGUGCGCGACCAUUGCCUCGAUGCCGGUCGACAUGGCGAAGACGAGGAUGCAGUCGAUGAGGAUGAUCAACGGCGUGCCAGAGUACAAGAGCGCUGUCGACGUAUGGGGAAAGGUGGUCCGCAACGAGGGAGUCCUGGGGUUGUGGAAGGGCUUCACCCCUUACUACUUCCGGCUUGGCCCCCACACCGUGCUCCUCUUCAUUUUUGUCGAGCAGCUGAACGCAAAUUUUUUCGAGGCUUGGUCAUCGCUAGCCGAUGUGCUCCUCAUCCUUUUCCUGGAGCUCCAACUCUUCCUCCCGCUGUUCGGCGGCACGACCUCAUCAGCAUGGAACGUCUACUUUGCCCCGGUGAUGCCCGAUUCCGGAUAUAGCUUCUGGAUGAUCCUCAUGCUCGCCCUAGUUAACACGUCACUCGCGAUCCUGGACGGGUUCUUCUACCGUUUAGCGGCCCUAGACUCGUUUGGCUCCGCGCAUUUUAAAAGAAUCCUCAAAGCCGUCGCCAUCUUCAUGCACACCUUCAAUUCGGGCCUGACACUGAUCUGCCAGUUUGUCUCGUACACCCCAAGAGCUGAAAUGGACACUUUCAUCUUGCGCGAGUAUCCGCAGCACGCGGACAUCUUAACGCUUUCCAAUUACGUUUUGCUCGAGCCGGCGUUAAAUCCGCAUAACGCAUACCUCUUCGCGGUGAUCCCUGCCGGGAAUUUUGUGAUCACGACACCAGCCAUCUUUUUCUAUCUCCCCACCUGGUUUGGAUGUUCCUAUUUCUUCUUCGAGCGAACCGGCUCCUCCGAUUUGGUUAACCUAAUUGCCCACAUCUUUCUAUGCCUAUUCUGCCUUCACGCUUUCUUGAACGUGCUGAUUGUUAUCAUCACGAUAAAACCCUACAGGAUUGAAGCAUGUCAGAUGCUGCAGCGGAUUGGAUUGUUGAGG